Molecule: messenger RNA, 2118 nt
Organism: Beta vulgaris subsp. vulgaris (sugar beet)
Lineage: Eukaryota; Viridiplantae; Streptophyta; Magnoliopsida; Caryophyllales; Amaranthaceae
Exons: 3
Coding region: 305-1303 (332 amino acids)
Source: RefSeq, a predicted model, not a curated record
ACUAAUUAUAAUAUCACAAAAGCUUUUACACAUUUUCUGUCCACUUCACUUCCACAAAUUAUAAAUGAAGGUUGGAGACAACUGUACAAAAAAAGAAUGUAAAACUGAUAUGCACCCUCUUUGAUAUGUAAAUAUGUAAUUUCUUUUUAUAAUCAUGCAUUAGAGAUGUAUAAGCAUUAAUUUCUUAAAAGUCAACUGUCUUAGUGGCCUAAGACGAGAUUAUAAAAGAUUUACGUUCAGUGAAUCCUACUUUCUACCCCUCUAAUUUGGUUUCUCAACGAUCCAACUCUCUACACAUUCCUGAAUGGCAGCUGAAACCAAGAUUGUGGAAACUUCAAUACAACAGAAGCUUAGUUGGUUGCCUAAAUCUAAAAGCAAAGAUUACCGUGUUUUUAAGGUACCUGAACACCUUCGCAAGGUAAAUAGAGAAUGUUAUGAGCCUUCAGUUGUUUCAAUUGGUCCGAUUUACUACAAAAAGAAGUCCUUAAAAUGUUCACAAGAGUUAAAACUGAGGCAUCUCGAAAGCUUUCUUGAACUUGGAGAUCGGAUACAUGGAGACGGAGCUUAUAGCUUAGGCGAUUUCAUUGAUUUUCUGAAGAGGUUGGAGGGCGAUGCUCGUUCGUUCUAUGAAGAUAAUAUAAGUCUUUCGAGCAACGAAUUCGUCGAGAUGUUGAUGGUCGAUGUUGCAUUCAUCAUCUACCAUAUUAUGUUGCGUAGUCCUCGUUUUCCACCUAGAGAAGAUCCUAUGGAAAAAAUGAUGGCAUGGGCAGGGAAGGUGGAACAAGAUUUGUUUCUUGCAGACAACCAACUCCCUUUUUUUCUUCUCAAUGACUUAUACCUCAUGGCAUUUGGUAAUGUUCGCACUCGUAUUUCCUUUAGAAAGCUUACUUGUAAUUUCAUAGGUGGAACUUAUAUUCCUGGAUGUGCGGCUGCAUGUACAGUAGGUAGAGAUAAAGUAAAGGAUGCAUUAGAUAUUAAGGAUCUCGUCGAUUUAUUAAGAAUUUGUUGCUUACCUUCCGAGCUUCGACACAAUCAAACCGAAGAAAGCAAUGAGAACAUGCUAUGUUACUCAUCAAUCAAACGUAGUAGUCAUGACCAAAACCAAGCAAACAAAGCAGACCAAUUCUGUUGCUUACCUUUCAAACAUUGUCAUGACAAAACCUCGAAAAACAAUGAACCGAGACUUUGCUGCUUACCUCUUAAACAUAGUCAUGGCCAUAGUCCAGCAAACAAUAAAGAGAGACAGUGUUGGUGCUUACAUCUCAAAUGUAGUCAUAUCAAAAUCCGGAAAAAAUUGAAUUAAGGAUAUGUUGCUUACCUCUUAAAAGCCAAGGCCGAAACCUUAAAGAUGACGAAGAGUCUCAAUUUCCUCCAACCGCGAAAGUGCUCAAGGCCACUGGAGUAAAAUUUCUCGCAACAGACAGUGAGAAUUUACUAGAAAUCAAAUAUACGAACAGAAUAUUACAGAUUCCUACAUUAAUAUUUCAAGACACCACGGAAGCUAUUCUUCGCAGCCUCAUAUUUUCUGAACAAUGUCACCAUUAUGAAGAUUCAUAUUUUACUGAUUAUGUAUUCUUCCUUGACGCAUUAAUCGAUACUCCAGAAGAUGUACAUGUACUAGUUCAACAUGGAAUCAUCAAGCAUUGCCUUGGUAGUGAUGACGAGGUGGCAACUAUCAUAAACAGAAUCACUAGAAACAUUAUGUUAAACACUCCCAAUUUCUACUAUUCUCAAGUUAGUCGGGAUUUGCAUGCGCAUGCUACCUCCAGGUUGAAUAAAUGGCGUGCCAUAUUGAAGAGAGAGUACUUCAAUCAUCCUUGGUCAACCCUUUAUGUGGUCUAUUUGGUGGUUCUUCUUGUUCUCACUGUGUUACAGGUUUAUACUGGUUUUAAAGGAUAGCUGUUAUUGUACUAUUGUUGUAGAUGGAAAUGAUUAAUUGUUAAUGUAUUACUUUAUAUUCUUACUCCCUCACAGCCAUAAAUUUAUGUGUAAUUCUAAAAAGAAAUUCUCAUUGAAUACUUUAUAUUCUUACUCCCUCACCGCCAUAAAUUUAUGUGUAAUUCUAAAAAGAAAGUCUCAUUGAAUAUAUAUCCUUUAUUGAAGAGCAUGUUCAUUAUU